GCUGACAAGGUGGUGACUCAGCCAAGAUAUUUCGAGUUGGUGCGUUUAAAAACGCUCCACGGUGUCUCGGGGGCCGACUUAGGGUGGAUGCAAAUGCAUCGAUGGUAAAUGCAACAUUGCAAGAGCGCGUGUCCAGCACAAGCCACAACCGAGGUGUUGCGUAGCUCAACCCUCUCUGCCCUAUCUCACGUUACAACCACUGUGAGAUUUACCUUAACUUCAUUUCUUUCUUGGCACCUGGCCGCUGCGGUGACCGCCGUACGCCCACGUCUUCUUACCGGGUCGGAAGUCUUGCUUGAUCUAAUCCACGAUGUGCGGACAUUCUUGGACCCUUGGCAUUUUCGUGUUGGUUUUGCUGCUUACAGUACGCUGGUCUCAAGCCCGGUCCUUGCCUCUCAGCGAUGGAGAUGAGGAAGCUGAGGCUGGGAACGAGGUUCCAAAGAUGACGAAGUAUGACUGCGUGUUGCUCAUCUUCAAAGAUCCCUUUGAGCUCCCCGACUGUGUGAACGAGUUCUUCAAAGAGCCAAGCUCACUCACAAUGAUAUCGGAACUCCGGCAGGAACUGAUGCAGAGUGAUUCACAUGAAGAAGCAGAGAUAGAAAAGGCUGCUGGAGCAAAUGAAGAAGGAGACAACGAUGUUAACGUCCUCACUAAAAGGGUUGACGAGGUUGCUGACGUUAACGAUCAGCUUGGGGAGGAUCUGCGCAUGCUCUCAAGAAACGCGCAGCCAGUUAAAGUUGAGAUCAUGGAUACCGAUGCUGACGUGACAACUGACCAAGACGACAGCGAUAAUGACGAUAGUUAUGGUGACAAGAAAGGAGAAGAGGGUGUCCAGGGGGAAGAAGAAGUAGUUGGAGGUAAUGAAGACGAAGAUGAUGAAGAUGACGAUGAUGACGAUGACGACGAUGACGAUGACGAUAACGAUGAUGUGGAGGGGGAACUUCUGAAACAAGGAGAUGAGACUGGAAAUAAAAGCGGCGACGAUGGUUAUGAAGAGGAAGACGAAGAGGGCCUUGGCAACGAAGUCAUUGAUGAAGGGGACGAUGACGACGAUGCUGAGCAGGAAGUCAACAAAGAGGACAAGGAAGGGGUCGUGGAGCUCAAAGACCAGACAGCCGAUGAUGACGAAGAUGACGACGAAGACGAUGACGAUGAAGAUGCCAACAAAGGUGGCAAAGAGGAAACUGCAGGUGGCGAAAUCCAAGAUGGCGAUGAUGAUGACGAUGACGACAAUGAUGCGAACGGGGAUGAAAAGGAACCCUCAGAGAUUGACAAGGAGGAGGCUGAAGAGGAGACAGUGACACUCGUGAGCAAAAUCUAUAACAUGCUGCAGGCACUUGUUACUCAGGAGAAGAUAAAUGAUGGCGGAGAUGAUGAUGACGAUGAUGCAGAAGCAGACUCCAACGGUCAAAAUGAGCUUGGCACGACAGGUGACGGUGACGAUGACGACGACGACGACGACGAUAAUGAUGAGGAGGACGAAGAUGGAAAAUGGAUGAACGGGAGCCAAAAGGUUGAGCAACAGGAUGAUGGCGUCGACGACGGGGACGAAGAUGAUGACGACAACGGGGACGACGAUGAGGCCGAGAACAAAGAGGAAGACACCAACAUCAUCACCGAAACCCUGGAAAAUGACGCUGAUGGGGAUGACGAUGCUGACGACGAUGUUGAUGACGACACCGACCCCCAGAAUGGAGAAGGCACCGACAUUAUCACCGAGAAGCUGGAGAAUGAUGGCGAAUAUGACGGGGAUGAUGACGAUGACGACGACGACGAUGACAAUGAGGGGAAUGUCAUUACUGCAAACAAAGAAAUCGCAGAUGUCGAUGAUGAUGACGGAGAUGACGACAAUGAUGAUGACGAUGCUGAUAAUGAGCAAGAUGACGUAAAGGAAGAAGAGGAUGUCAAAACCUCAAAAACGGACAUGGAACAAGAGCUUGAAGAAAUAAGCCGCUUGCAAAACGUCGAGGACGCCGCUGAGGAGACUCCUGACGACGACGACGACGACGAUGAUGUCGAUGGUGACGCGCUGGAUCAGCCAGAGAAAACUGAGGGGGAGAAACAAACGGAAACCGAUCUGGAAAAAGAACUACUGGAGGCUCUCACCAAGACCAAAAAUGAUCAAGAUGUGGUAGACGAAGAUGACUUCAUCGGGCAGCUGCAGCACGUGGCAGACAAAUCCACCAGAUAAUGUUUUCAACGGCGCCACCUAUAGCGGCUAGAUGGGGAUGUCCCUCAUCGGCUAUACCUUUGAAAUCAUUCAAAUCAAGAAGAUAAUAAUACCAACUCAGAAAAUUUGAAGUCGGGAACAGGGAGUUCAACUUAAGUUUGAUAUUUCAAUGUGUGUUUCAAAGUGUUAAUUCGAUUUCAGCGGUAUGAAGGGCCUUGUUAUACGGCUCAUAUUCCCGCACCAAAUACAAAUUAAUGGCAUUCGUGAGUUCAUUCGCCACUUGUAAAAAUGUAACAUAAGGAGAAUAUGCUAUAAAUAGUUGAACACCGCCCUGCUUUAGUUUCGUUGAAUUGGUAUGUCCAGAUAAUGACCAUACUAGAAUUCUUUAUCGGUAAUUUCUACGCACUACAACUCUGGCUUGUCACUCUUUGGAUCACUUUUUUUCCCUACAAAACAGAACUUUGUUAUCAUCUUGGACGAGUAUGUGCAAUUGGGCCAUGCAGUGUUCUUGUGCUAUGAUGGAUUGACAUGACUGUCCAUUUGUAAACUAAUUACUUAAAAUUUGAUAUUAUACAGGUGUUUAUGACUUCUUGGUUGAAAGUUCUCGCAAAGUUUAACCAUUCACGAGUGAUCAUUAAAUUGCACAUUCGACGCACCUACCACCAAGCACUGUUGCCGUGUUAAUCGCAAUAAUGUAAAUAUUUUCCAGUAUAUUUGGUCCCUUUUCGUACAUUCUGUGGGGUCUUAGCUCUGAAAGUUGUCCCUUUAUAAACGUUUCUUAUUUUUAUACUUUCAUAGUGCCCUCUUGUAGCUUUGUGCAUUCUUAAAAACUGAAAAAGCAAAAUGGCCAUUGAAUGAGGUGAUGAAGCUUCAAACUGUAAAUUUAAAAGAAAAAGUGUUUUUGUGUCAUAAGCUGAAGUUCGAUACAAAGUCAAUACAAAGUUUGGAUGAAGUUUUAAAUAUAAAUUUCAAAAGGGUCCGGUUUGUUUUGUGCCAUUUUAUCAUACUAUCUCUGUUUUCUCCACAACCUUUAAUGCACUAACUGAAGGCCGGUUCAAAAUUGGCGCGAAAACGAACAUAAAGGUAAGUUUGUGACGUCAGCUCAAAUAUUCGCGCUGCAAAGUUCACAAAAGUCGAGCACAUUUUAACUCGAGCCAAAUUUCGCCGCAAAUCUUUCGUGACAUCAAUUCGCUUCGCUUUCACGCUCGCCCGUAGUAGGAUCUGGCCUUUAAGGGACUCCUCAAAAUGCAUGUAUUCUCAUUAAGAACAUUACAUUUUUCUACGCAUUAAAUUUUAUUGCCUUCAAGGACAGAUUAUUUACAUGUAAUUAAUGAUACUGGCAGUCUUAGACUUAGCAGCUGAGAAAUACAGAGCUUUCGGUUUUCGUUCCUGAAAAAUUAAUACUUUAUUAAUCAUUACAUAAAGUCAUGUGACUCUUAAUUCGGAUGUGACAUUUUGGGAAAGAGGGAAGUUGUUUGUUUCAAAGUACUAUCAAGUAUAUCAAAUAAAAUUGUAAGGAUGACAGAAGUCAAGACGGCCGGGCUUCAAUUGGUAAUCUCGUUGAUUGAACCAUUGAUGUUUCCUGGAAGAACGUUACGAACUUUAUUGCAUUGUGGAAUAGGAUAUGGCAAUUUGUGUUCAGUAAACCUUUGUUCAUAAUAAAUAGUUGGAUUUCCUUUUCCAGUGGACUGUUCUUAUUUUUCCUAUAAUGAAAUGACUUUCCCUUUGGCUAAAUCGUCUUUCAUACUUAGGUGUUAUACCUUCAAAGGCUUGCUUUAAUUUGUGUCACCUGAGUUCUCUUUAAGUCAAAUUUUGGGAGAAGAAAUGUAAAAAAAAAAAUCGAAUAAAAUAUUUGAUGUAUUGCGUGUAGUAA
Molecule: messenger RNA, 4043 nt
Organism: Acanthaster planci (crown-of-thorns starfish)
Lineage: Eukaryota; Metazoa; Echinodermata; Asteroidea; Valvatida; Acanthasteridae
Source: RefSeq, a predicted model, not a curated record